Molecule: messenger RNA, 1459 nt
Organism: Erinaceus europaeus (western European hedgehog)
Lineage: Eukaryota; Metazoa; Chordata; Mammalia; Eulipotyphla; Erinaceidae
Gene: GAP43
Product: growth associated protein 43
Exons: 3
Coding region: 137-856 (239 amino acids)
Biological process (GO): axon regeneration; axon choice point recognition; tissue regeneration
Cellular component (GO): postsynaptic density; cytoplasm; plasma membrane
Molecular function (GO): phosphatidylserine binding; lysophosphatidic acid binding; phosphatidylinositol phosphate binding
Source: RefSeq, a predicted model, not a curated record
GAGAGGGAGGGAGGGAGAGAGUGCGCUAGCGCGAGAGAGCGAGUGAGCAAGCGAGCAGAAAAGAGGUGGAGGGGGGGGAUAAGAAAGAGAGGAGGAAAGGAGAGAAGGCAGGAAGAAGGCAAGGGACGUUACAACCAUGCUGUGCUGUAUGAGAAGAACCAAACAGGUUGAAAAAAAUGAUGAGGACCAAAAGAUUGAACAAGAUGGCAUUAAACCGGAAGAUAAAGCUCAUAAGGCUGCGACCAAAAUUCAGGCUAGCUUCCGUGGACACAUAACAAGGAAAAAGCUCAAAGGUGAGAAGAAAGAUGAUGCCCCAGCUGCUGAGGCUGAAGCGAAUGAGAAGAAGGAUGAAGCUCCUGUCGCUGAUGGUGUGGAGAAGAAGGAGGGAGAAGGUCCUGCCACUACUGAUGCAGCCCCAGCCACUGGCCCCAAGCCUGAACAGAAUGGCAAAGCAGGUGACACUCCAUCUGAGGAGAAGAAGGGGGAGGGUGCCGCUGAUGCUGGCAUAGAAACCCCCCAGGCUCCUGCCCCCUCGGAGGAGAAGGCUGGCUCUGCUGAGACAGACAGUGCCACCAAAGCUUCCACUGACAACUCGCCAUCCUCCAAGGCUGAAGAUGCCCCAGAGGAGCCCAAACAAGCCGAUGUGCCUGCUGCUGUCACUGCUGAUGCUGCUGCCACCACCCCUGCUGCAGAGGAUGCUGCUGCCAAGGCAACAGCCCAGCUUCCGUCCGAGACUGCAGAGAGCAGCCAAGCUGAGGAGAAGAUAGAAGCUGUAGAUGAAACCAAACCCAAGGAAAGUGCCCGACAGGAUGAGGGUACAGGAGAAGAAUGUGAGGCGGACCAAGAACAUGCCUGAACUUUAAGAAAUGGCUUUCCAACAUCCCCAACCCCCUUUCUCCUGAACCCUGCCUCUCCAACCCUCUUCUCAGCUCCACUCUGAAGUUUCCCUUCCUGUCCUGCUCACAUCUGUGAGUCUGUCCUCUCCCACCCAGUGGCCCUCUUUCUCUCUGUGUGGCAAAUAUUAAAAAAAAAAAAAAAAAAAAAAAAAAAAAAAGCAGGAAAGAUCCCAAGUCAAACAGUGUGGCUUAAACAUUUUUGUUUCUUGGUGUUGUUAUGGCGAGUUUUUGGUAAUGAUGAUCCAAUCAUUUUGGGAAAUUCUUGCACUGUAUCCAAGUUUUUUGAUCUGGUGAGUGUGGCCCUGUGGGAGUCCACUUUCCUCUAUCUCUCUCUGUUCCAAGUGUGUGUGCAAUGUUCCGUUUAUCUGAGGAGUCCAAAAUAUUGAGUGAAUUCAAAAUCAUUUUCUUUUCCUCCUUUUCAAUGUGAUGGAAUGAAUAAAAAAAAAUUUAAAAAAUCCAGUCUGUUUUGAAAAUAAAUAAAACAAAUGUGCCAAUUAGCGUAACUUGCGGCUCUGAGGCUCCUUUUUCAAUCUUAAUGUUAAUAAAUCAUGAGAGUAAUCAAA